GUUGACACGCAAACCAGACUUUACCUCUGAGGCGUAGAAUAAUGCCGAGGUCAUAUGAAAUCCUGAUCAAAUAAGCAAUAUUUUAUUGAUUUUUUUAUUGAUCGAUUUUUUUCCCACCAAAAUGACUCGACUCGCCAAGACGGAUUCCUCUGCACGGCACGUCUCGACGAUGAAAAAAUAAUCCACGAUGAAAUGAGACUUUAGGAAUGAACAGAAAAAUCUGUCAUCCUGAACAGCGUUGGCUGAGACGACGACUCAAUACCUAAACGCCCGGAUGAGAGCAGCAGGCGACGUUCACGGCAACAUGGUCGCAUGACUCGACCGAGUCGAGGGCAACAAUUCCGGGGGGACGACAACCACUGCUGGAAUCUGUGACAUUUUCGACGCAACCCACGGAAGACGGUUCUGGGAAAAUACAAGCAGCGAUAGAGGCGUGGAGGCGGAGAGGAACGGCACAUUUCCCCCCGUGUGGUGUCCUAUUUCGUUGGUGAAGGAUCGUGCAGACCGUCUGUCUCACACUAAGCUAUGGCAUGCUCCCUGCACCCACCAUCACUAGUCUCCAAUCUUUGGACUGAGCUCCAGACGCUUAGUUAGCGGCUGUGCUUCUCCCCUCAAACUCUUUAUAACCAGGGGACGAAGAAAGGAGUGGGCUAACUGCAAGUCCUCCGCUAAAAGCGCACAAAGCACUUCUGUUUUUUUUUAUUUUUUAGAAUAUUUAAGCUAGUUUUUUCUCCUGUUGGAUUUUUUUUUGAAGUCACAUCAAGAUGGAUCUGGAGGCGUAUCUGUGGAUGGUGAUCCUUGGCUUCAUCAUUGCCUUCAUACUGGCCUUUUCAGUGGGCGCCAAUGAUGUGGCCAAUUCGUUCGGCACGGCUGUGGGGUCCGGCGUGGUCACACUCAAGCAGGCCUGCAUCCUGGCAUCGAUCUUCGAGACGCUGGGCUCGAUGCUGCUGGGGGCCAAAGUGGGCGAGACGAUUAGAAAGGGCAUCAUAGACGUCAGCCUGUACAACGAAACGGUGCCCAUACUCAUGGCAGGGGAGGUCAGCGCCAUGGUCGGGUCAGCAGUCUGGCAGCUAAUCGCCUCCUUCCUCAAACUGCCCAUCUCUGGCACUCACUGCAUUGUUGGCGCCACCAUCGGCUUCUCCAUGGUCGCCAUCGGCACCAAGGGCGUGCAGUGGAUGCAACUUGUUAAGAUCGUGGCAUCGUGGUUCAUCUCCCCUCUGCUCUCUGGACUCAUGUCUGGACUCCUCUUCCUGCUCAUCAGACACUUCAUCCUCAGCAAGGAUGACUCCGUCCCCAACGGCCUGCGAGCACUGCCCCUCUUCUACGCCUCCACUAUUGGGAUCAACACAUUCUCCAUCUUGUACACUGGAGCCCCAUUGCUUGGGUUAGAGAUGCUACCGGUGUGGGCCAUCUUCCUCAUCACUUUAGCAGAGUCGCUGAUCUGUGCAGCUCUGGUCUGGAUAUUCGUCUGUCCCUGGAUGAGGAGGAAAAUAGCAAGUCGUCUAAAGAAGGAGCAGGCUCUGUCCCGGAUCUCUGAUGAGAGUCUGGACAAGAUACCUGAAGAAGAGGAGGAGAGCCCCGUCUUUAAGGAGCUACCGGGGGCCAAGGGCACUGAUGAGGCUGUGCUGCCGCUCACGGGGGGCAGCAGUGAACGGAGUACCCGCGACUCCAGUGGAGAGCUCACCAACCUGGCAAACGGAGGCAAUGUCCUGCCAAACGGCAGGGUGUAUGGCCGGACCCACUCGAUGACCAACGGCUGCCUCAAGUCACCCGUCUCUAAUGGCAGCUUCAGCUUUGAUGGCCACAUGCGCAGCGAUGGCCAGGUGUACCACACAGUGCACAAAGACUCAGGCCUAUACAAAGACCUUCUUCACAAAAUCCACCUGGGCCGCAUGGAUGACAACGAUCGCUCCGGCUCCAACGCUGGACCGCCAGACAACAAUUACCGCCUGCUGCGGCGCAACAACAGCUACACCUGCUACACAGCCGCUAUAUGUGGCAUGCCCGUCCAGCCGCUCAUUCGCACAGAGUCACGCGAUGACAGUGAAAAACUGGUAGGAGAGGGAGGCGGCAGGAGCAACAGCGUGUCCUACUCCAAGAAGAGGGUACGCUACGACAGCUACUCAUCGUACUGUAAUGCCGUGGCGGAGGCUGAGAUCGAGGCAGAGGAGGGUGGAGUGGAGAUGAAGCUGGCCACAGAGCUGGAGGGGGUGGAAGAAGAAGGGGCUCCAGCGCCGAUGCCUCUGGAUGACUUGGUCGAGGAGGACCACGAGGAGAAGGAUAAGCCUGAGGUGUUCCUGCUUUUCCACUUCCUGCAGAUUCUCACCGCCUGCUUCGGCUCCUUCGCCCACGGAGGCAACGAUGUCAGUAAUGCCAUCGGGCCCCUGGUAGCGCUGUGGAUGAUUUACGAUCAGGGUGGUGUAAUGCAGGACGCUGCCACUCCCAUCUGGCUGCUGUUUUACGGUGGUUUAGGCAUCUGCGCCGGCCUGUGGGUGUGGGGCCGCCGUGUCAUCCAGACCAUGGGGAAAGACCUGACUCCCAUCACCCCCUCAAGUGGAUUCACUAUUGAACUGGCUUCUGCACUCACAGUCGUGUUUGCUUCCAAUAUCGGAAUCCCUGUCAGUACCACGCACUGCAAGGUGGGCUCCGUUGUGGCCGUGGGUUGGAUCCGCUCCCAGAAAGCAGUGGACUGGCGCCUCUUCAGGAACAUCUUCCUGGCGUGGUUCGUCACCGUGCCCGUGGCCGGCCUGUUCAGCGCCGCCAUCAUGGCCCUGUUCGUCUACGGCAUCCUGCCCUUUGUCUGAGGGCGCACGGCUGGGAGGGAGAACAGAGGAGGAGGAGAAAGAUAGAGAGAGAGAGAGGGAAACUUGAGUAAAAGUCCUAGCUCGAGUGUCAGGAGGGCAGAUAGAGGAGAGAGGAAAAGAAGAGAGGGAAAGAGUGACGGAGAAGAGAGGAAGCUGCAGAGGUUACGGAUGGAUUGUACUGUGGAUGUGAGGAGGGUUGGUUCAUAUGCUGCCUGGCUCCGUAGUCCAGAGAUCUUUUUUGACUCAUUUGAGUUUCUGAUCGGUUUUUAUUUAUUCUCUUUUUUGGGGUGCAUAAGAAAGUGUGUAACCAGCGUGUUCACCAUACCAUCAAUCUGCUGUACAUAUGACAAUAAUAGGGAGAUUUCCAGUAACUCUUUAACAAGUUCGUUUGAGAAACAGUGGCACCAUUUUCUGUCUCUACAUUAAAAAAUAAUCAUGAGUUUAAAAUAUAAAAAGACAGCACACGACUAAAAAUCAAACGGUUAAUUCUGCACACCUAAACUGCAGUAAAACGCCAUCGUUCUGCCUGCACACCCAGGCAGCAUCAACAGUCAAGUGCUCAAUAUUAUUGUUCCAAAAUGCCAGAAAAAAACUGUACAUAUAGUUGUAUUGGAUUGAGUGUGAUUUGUUGUAUUGCGGCUUGCUUAAAAGUUAAAAAAAAAAAAAGAAGAAAAGAUGUGCGUGUGGUAAACCAACCCAUCCAUCAUGUCACUUUUACCAUGCUAGCCAGGUACAACGAGGGCCAAACUGAAAGGACGCCUCAGAGAGGGGUGGUGGGACUGUCACUCUUUUUUUAUUUUCCACAUGAUACCACAGAAACCUGAUUUGCUAAAGAGUUGAUUUAUGUCAAGAGCUCCUGUAUGUUUUUAGAGAUGGAUCUCAUAUUUUUUAAUGAUGUAAUAUACUGUAAUUUGUACUGUAAAUAAUGUCCUUAAAGAGUUUGGGGGGUGGGAUUUGGGAUCAUGGUUUGUUUUCAACAUGAUUAAGGGGUGGGGGGCUCUUCACCUCUUCAUGAUGUCAUAUUAUACAGUGUUUCAUCCCAGAGGGGACACACACACACACACACACACACACUCACACUCAAUGAACGCGCACACUUGACAAGCUGCUGUUUUUGGGAGGUUGGCAGAAGUAUAUUGAUUGGCCAAUGAACCCGUUCUCAACAGAGGAAACUGAAUAUGUUUCAUAUCUUAUUUCAGUAAAUCCAACAGUUUUGGCAUAAAGUCCUUAUAUUUAAGGUUUCCUUCUUGUGAUAAUAUUUAGGGCUGGGCCAAAAUCAAAUAGUAUAUUUUUAACCAAAUACUUCAAUCAUUUUUUUGAACAAUAUUGUAGGAAAUUGAAAUAUUAAAAUAACUAUUGGUGCCAAAAACACAAAGUAUUUACAAAGUUCUUUAUAAAUAGUCAUCUGUAAUCAGUCCCUCCAGGAUUUAGCAGGCUGUUUUGGGGAUUGUUGCGACCUUCAUGACAGCUUUCUAAGAAUUUGUGAUGCACCUUGCGAUAUUUAUAGUUGUUGGGUUUUUUUGCAAUUAAUUUGCGGGGGCAAGUGAAAAUUGCAUAAAAUUGUUGCGGUUCGGAGCCUUAUAUUAUGAGCAUUCAGAGUUUUUCGUUUCGCUGAAGGACCGUCUCCAUGAGAUGCUCUCCCGAUGUCUCUGCUCCAAUUAGUACGAGCUAACGCAGCGGCUAAUAUCCGACACCAAACCGUUUCCUCAGCAGUAGUCUCAAACACAAAGAAAUGAGAUUUUUACCAAGCGACAACCUCAGAGGCUUAAAAAUGAAGCCAGUGCUGAAGUGCCAACAACUGUAAUUCAUCUAAUGGCCACUUGAGGCUGGACGGGGGGAUAUUUUUGUAACUCACCGUACGUUUUUGUUUUUUUUUUUAAGGCCCAGUUAUGCACAUGUAAGGGCCGAGCUGCUUGACUGACAGGCUGUCUGUUGAUGGCGACCUCGGCUUUCAGUCAGCCCCCUUCUCCUCCACAGUGCCAGCCUUUUGCCCAAAUAUGGUCACCUCAGCUUCCAAAACAACAAUAUGGCGACAACCAAAAUGCUUGAGGCUUCGAAACAGUAGUACACAAACCAGUGUAUGACAUCCGUCAUUCAUCAUCUGUGGAUUUUUCCUGUUUUAAAUUUGCACUUAAGUUGGGUUGAUUGGACAAAAUUGCUAGAUCAGGCCGAAUUCAGGUAUCAGAAUUUGUUUAAAUUGUUGCGACAUCCCGGAGGGACUGAGAAAUGUGAUUAUAAUGACAGUAAUAAAAGCAAAUACUAGUACCACUAGAAAAAGUUCAGAAAAUGAUAUCACUUUACUGUAAAGCAGCUUUAAACCCCAGGAAAAGACAACACUAAUGAUUCUACAAUAUCCAACACCUAAGAUGGUAUCUGGUCUCAUAUCACGAUAUCGAAAGAAUAUCUUGCCCAGUCCUAUUUCAGAUGGGAAGUUUCAUAGAUUUCAAGUAUGAGAUUUAGGUGCAGCAGAAGCGAAAACACUAAACAGACAAAAACACACUCAUAAGGUCCCAUAAAACGUUCACAUUUCUUCAUCCGUAUGCCUUUGUUUUCAUAUAAUUAGCUCAGCUACCGGAGUCAUUUCCUCAUAUCAAAGGCUCCCUGCCAAUGACGGACCUCUACACUGUCCAUGUUAGGGUCAUUUCAGAUCUCCCGCCAUGUUUCGCCGGUCAGAUCACAAGUCUCAGUCCAGGGUGGAUCUGUUUCUGUAGUCCUGAACAUCGGUCUCACACCCCUGGUCAGCCUUGUCGCGCCAGACGGCGAUUUUGUGUCAUAUCAAAACACGUAUUAUAACUCAGCCAGUUAUGCAGAGGUGGAAAGACGGGGGAGUCAACCCCAGCCACACGUGUAGCUCCUCAAAAAAAAAAAAACGGCUGGUUGUUGUUUGAAGCAUAGAAGCAUUUAGUCUAUUGAUCACCUGUGUUUCAAUAAGUGCUAAAGGUUAGAUAGAUAUCAUAGGGUCGAGUUAAGGGCAAUUCAAAGCCCAGUUGGGGGUUUUGAGGUCACUCAUGUCAGAAAAAUAUCUCAAGACAUUUGUCUUUGGAAUAUGUUCGAAUAAGAUGGUUUCGGGGGGAAUAGUACUGAUCAUCACCAGCUUUUUAACAGGGUCGCCUGACCUGUAGAUGAACAAAGCUUUUUUUAUUUGAACAAACUCGAUGCCAGGUGUUGCAAGUUCUCUUUUUUUUGUUCUUGUGGUGUGUUUCCUAAUUUCAUUUUUUGUUUUCUCAUGAACAAAUCUAUGCUUAAGUAGCCACUUGCCUUGUAACAUUGUGUUUUACUUUGUGCAGAUACAGUAAAAUAAUAAGUGGUGUUUACAUCGUAACCAUAUUGUAGAGAAAAAAACUGUUGCCUAAUGAUGCCAAUGAAAGACAAAACUAUUAACCAUGAAUUUUUAAGUGCAAGUAAAAAAAAAAAAACCUGAAGUGUCUAGAGAGAGAGAAAGAGAGCGAGAGCAAGUGUGCGCGCGAUGACUUGUUUUUUGUCGUAGCAGUAGUGCUAAUCAUGAUCCCUGUCACUUUACACUGCUACUACAGUGCGUUAACACUACAUGUAUGGGUGCAAUUCAGUAAUGAAGAGAAUGACUAGAGAAAUUUCAUCAAGACUAUAUAUUUUUCUACCAUAUCUGAGUUUUAACCUGGGUGAGCUUCCAGACACUUUGGAGGACACACUGCGGUGUCGAUGGGAAACUGGAAAACAGGGACGAGUUGUUCUAAGAGCUCUGUGAUACUAAGAAACUUAUUACACAAGCGUCUCGCCUCGCUGGUGCCAUGUGCCACACUUCCUCUAAGCCCGGUGUGUUCUUCUAACAUGUAGAUUGACGUGUCGGUUGCCAAUAGAUCAGAUUUUUAAAUUACCAUUUUUAUUUUUGAAUUUUAGAUGAAAAACACUUUGUAAUUUUGUUUCCCUACUGCUUUUGAUCAUGAGCUGUGAGAGCAAGACGGCAUCUUGCUAAAACCAGGACGACCGCUCGCUGAUGGCGAAAUCUAGAAGCAAAAAUCUCUGUAGUGGAGAAACUUUAAAUCUUAAACUCAGUAACUGAUAACUGGACUAUGAGGACUUUUGUUUCCUUGUUUUGGCAGGUAACCACUCUUGAAGCUCAUACCCUUUCAUUCUUCCACGGGGUGGUUGUUACACGGGGGGCUGCACAGAGCUGGUGUGUUCAAAUUCCCUUUGUACUCUGGAACUGGAGGAAGCACAUUUUAAAAAGAAAUCUCAUGACAGACAAGAGGUCUGGCCUUGUUUCCUAAAAACAUCCACAGUCUAUAGAAGAUCAAAUAAGUCCCCAUUGUCUUUGAAGUGAGCAAAUGUAACCGCUAAUAUAUAAAAUGCAUGUUUUAUGGUAGAGCAACAAACUAACUGAACCGAAAAAGCUAAAAAAGCUUUCAAAUUCAUUUUCUUGUAAUAUUUGAGAACUUUCUCAUUUUAUCCAAGAUACAGCAAUUAUUUUGUUAGCAUGUAACAAGUAGAGGGGAACUCAGAGAGAGCAGAUCAAUGCAAAACAGCAAGCACAACAGCUAUUUAUCUUUGGAUAUAUUCCCAAAACUAUUUGAAUUAAGAUUCAUGGCAAUCAUUUCAAAUGAGUCUAUUUUGCAUUAUAAACAAAAGUUUAAAAAAAUAAUAAAAAUUAGCAUAACCGUCCCAUGAUUUGGAUCAACUCCAAAAUUUAGUGUGGCGUUCCUUGGCUUAUGCUGCACCUUUCCACCAAGUUUCAUGAAAAUCAGGCCUUUUGUUUUUCCAUGAAAAUGCUGACAAACACACAAACGAAACCACAACCUCAUUGGAAAAGGAAAAUACAGCUACCAAGAGUCCUAGCCAAAACCUUGUUGAAUACUAACAAAAUAAAAUAGUAAUGUUUAGAAUAAUUAUUGAACUUGUGAUAUUUAACUCAGAAUAUGGACAAAAAACAAUCAUAUUUCAACUAUUGUCUGGCUGCAGGUGAUAAUGUUUGUUGCCCUCGUGUUUAGAUAGAGUGAGCAAAAAAAUGACACUAAAUCCCCAUUUCUCAAGUUGGAUUAUGAAGCUUAUUUGUGCUUGGACUGAAGUCAGCCAGCGCUUCAGACAUCUGGUUUGUACAGUGACACUGUGCUCUGCAGGCCGCCCCUCUUGUAACUCACACUCUUUUUUUUUUUUGUUUUCCCAUGCAUUCUCAGUCCUGAUAGGCCAAAAGGGAUGCACUGCUCAAGACAGGGACGGAAAGUGAAGAUGGUCCUCUGGUGACGGCGUUAAACUGACCUGAUAGUGAUGGCUAAAACUCUCACAUGGCAAAUUUUAUUGAAAGUAACUAAUCAUACAUGGCAAAUAUCAAAGUGGCGUUGCUAUUUACAUAUUAAAGCCCCUGAAAACGUGUAUUUCUGUGUAAUGUUAGAUAUUAAUAACUGAAAGAACAACUUUUUAAAUUUUAAGUUUGGAUUGCUGUAGGUAUUUAUAAUUUAAUGAUAACACUUGAAAACUCAACUUUUUUUUUAGUGAGACAUGAUUCAAAUGUUGCAAAACUCUAAUUAAUGCACAGAGAUAUGUGACAUGAGACAUCACUUUUUUUAUCCCAACAGAGUGCUGCCACCUUCACACCAGUGUGGAGAAACACAAAAAACACACAUUUUGUCUGUAAAAUAAUGAGAUUUGUCCUAACUUCUGCAGAAAAUAUUGUGCUUAUGUUUGACACAAUUGCUCAGUAAAAAGCUAACCGGGAAAAAAUAUGUUUUCAGGGCCUUUAAAUUAAUAAUUAAAUUGUGAAUUAUAUCUAAAAGUGAAUAUUAAUUCAUACUUGACUAAUUUAUUCUUAAAGUAAAUAAAUCCAAUAAGUAUGCAGGUGAAUUCACAAUAAUCUUUUUAAAAAACAUUGGUCAGUGUUAAAGCAGCCACUAGAUGCCGUAGUCUGAGACUUUCCCUCCCUGUAGAGAGGGACAGCAUUUUAGACCAGUCAGUUUCAGCUGAUCAGUAUCCAUCGACCAAUGGUGUGAUUGCCACUGAGGGAGUGACUGAGCUUCUAUCGCAUUCUAACUGUAUUGUGACUUCUUUGCAGAGAAAAAUGUAAGGAAACAGAUGGUGCCAUUUCUUUCUCCCUGAAUGUGCAAUACAAGCUGUUUCUUGUGAAGGUGCAACUACAUCGCUGUCACUCUGUGGUCGUGUAGCUCCACCUGCCCUGGUGCAAAAGCGCCCUCUCCUGUUUGUACGGAACUAGCACCACCUCUCAGGGGUGGAGGGGCAUCAGUUCAGACCUUCAUCUGGAUGUGGCGUGCUGUCUCUAGUUUUCUGGUCUGUUUUGUAAUAGAAUGUGCUCCUUGGCUGGCCUGCAGGCUUUACAGCUCUGUGUUGUCUUUUUACUGUUUAACUGCUAUUUAACUGU
Messenger RNA from Plectropomus leopardus (leopard coralgrouper), 9150 nucleotides. NCBI's taxonomy places the organism in Eukaryota, Metazoa, Chordata, Actinopteri, Perciformes, Serranidae. The record is from RefSeq and is a predicted model, not a curated record.